GUGUUUGAGUCAAAAUGUCGUUAUGUUGGCGCAAGAAAGGAGAAAUAUCUAUCAUUCAUCGAAAAAAGCAAGAUGGAAUGGUUUGUCCUCGAAAACUGCGCAGAAGUUAGGGAGUACAUGAAUGAAUUCAAACAUACACAUCCCCAUGAUGAUCUUAAAACCAAAUUUCCGGGAUGGUUUCUCCAUAAGGUCCAUUCGAUGAAAACACAAAAUUCUCCAGAAUUCCACCCGGAGUUGUAUGCUCUUUCAAUUUGUGCGAAAAUGACUGCUUACACUUACACUGCUUGCAUAGUCAACGGUGUUAGGUUUAAGACACUUGAACGUGAUGCAAAAUGCGCAACGCAAAACUCUGGGGUGGAAGUGGUUGGAGAGAACGGUGUGAAAUUUUAUGGCCAAUUAGAAGAAAUUAUUGAGUUGCGUUAUACAAAUGAUUAUUCCACUGUCCUAUUUCGGUGCAAGUGGUUUGAUACUCAAAGGGGUGUAAACCAUGACAAUAAUAUCACCAGUAUAAGCACUGAACAUGAAUGGGACAAAGACGAUCAACUCAUAUUUGCUUCGCAAGCCAAACAAGUGUUCUUCAUCCAAGAAACGUCUCGAAACCAAAAAAAUAAACAUAGGUGGGUAGUCGAAAAUGUUAAUCAUCGAAGAAUUUGGGAUCGGCCAUUAAGUGAUGACCGCGUCAAUAAGGUUCAAAAUGUUGGCAAACGCUUAGAAGAUAGUGACGUUGUUGACAACAACUCUUCAUCUGACUGUCCACUUGUCAUUGACUUGACCCAAUACUUUCAAAUUGGAUCUUCUCAUGUUACUGCGGGUGAGCCUUCAAUUGAAGUUGAUCCCCCAACGGCCACCGUCGAUGAAGUGUUUGAAGUCGAGACUGAUUCUGAUGAGGUCGAGGCUGCUUAUGAUGAGGAUGAUCCCGAUUAUGUGGAGUCUGACUAAAAGAAAAGUUAUUGUAAUUUUUAUUGAUUUGUAAUUGAUUAACACUUGUUUGAAAUAUUUAUUUGAAUUUGAGUUACACUU
Molecule: messenger RNA, 1020 nt
Organism: Helianthus annuus (common sunflower)
Lineage: Eukaryota; Viridiplantae; Streptophyta; Magnoliopsida; Asterales; Asteraceae
Exons: 3
Coding region: 73-939 (288 amino acids)
Source: RefSeq, a predicted model, not a curated record